This is a messenger RNA of Entamoeba dispar SAW760, 741 nucleotides long. RefSeq names its product protein-S-isoprenylcysteine O-methyltransferase, putative. The coding region runs from base 1 to 741 and encodes 246 amino acids. The record is from RefSeq and is a predicted model, not a curated record. Lineage: Eukaryota; Evosea; Mastigamoebida; Endamoebidae. Gene Ontology annotation, molecular function: protein C-terminal S-isoprenylcysteine carboxyl O-methyltransferase activity. The transcript has 2 exons. Gene Ontology annotation, cellular component: membrane; endoplasmic reticulum. Gene Ontology annotation, biological process: C-terminal protein methylation.
AUGAAAAAUUAUUUACCAAUUGGAGCACAUAGUCCAACUGAAUUUGAAAAAAGAAUUGAUGUGAUGGUAAUAACAGGAGUAAUAAUUGGUUUAUUUAUUGGUCUGUUUAUUGGAUUAAUAUAUAGUGGAGUUGGAUUUACUAAUUUUUGUAUCUUCGGGAUUUUAUUCUUAGUGUUCCAUAUUCUUGAGUUCUCGUAUGUUGCUGUUUGUCAUCCAGAGUCUGUUAGUUUUUCUUCAUUUUUAUUAACUCAUUCCAACGAGUUUUUAUUAGCAUUAUUUUUUGCUGUGACUGAAUAUUGGAUUGAAUACUUUUUCUUCCCUAAUUUAAAGACAUGCCCAUAUAUAUACAUUCCUGCUUUAGUUAUUUGUAUUAUUGGUCAAGUUAUUAGAAGUGUUGCUAUGUUUUAUGCAGCAAGUAAUUUCAAUCAUAUUAUCGAAACCUCUUCUAGAGACAGUCAUAAAUUAGUUGAUGACUUCAUUUAUAAAUAUUUACGUCAUCCUUCUUACUUUGGUUGGUUUUAUUGGUCAAUCUUCACUCAAUUCGUUUUAAUUAAUCCAAUUUGUAUUAUCCUUUAUGCUUGGGCUUCAUGGUCAUUCUUUGCUGAAAGAAUUCCUUAUGAAGAGGCCACUCUUUAUCAACAAUUUGGUAAAGAAUAUUCCCAAUAUAUGGAUCGUACUUUUAUUGGAAUCCCUUUUAUAAAUUCUGUUAAUCCUCCUGAUCUUAAAAAUCUUGAUGAUUAA